Molecule: messenger RNA, 1215 nt
Organism: Rhopalosiphum padi (bird cherry-oat aphid)
Lineage: Eukaryota; Metazoa; Arthropoda; Insecta; Hemiptera; Aphididae
Product: dehydrodolichyl diphosphate synthase complex subunit DHDDS-like
Exons: 6
Coding region: 233-1156 (307 amino acids)
Biological process (GO): polyprenol biosynthetic process
Cellular component (GO): endoplasmic reticulum; dehydrodolichyl diphosphate synthase complex
Molecular function (GO): ditrans,polycis-polyprenyl diphosphate synthase [(2E,6E)-farnesyl diphosphate specific] activity
Source: RefSeq, a predicted model, not a curated record
UAUAAUACUUACUUUAAGUUUUGUUAUUAUCAUUAAAAAUACAAUUCAUAUUAUAUUGCAUUAUAUUACCGUACUUACGCUAUUAUAUAAAUAUAAAUACACCUAUGAAGACUUAUAUCUACCUACACAUUAUAUGAUUCAUUUUAACCGAAUUAACAAAAUAAUAAAAAUUGCACUUUUAGAGUAGAUAAUUAUUUAACAAGCUAUAGAUACAAAGUUUUAUGGACCCGAAAUGGAAACUAAUACAACAAAUAAUUGGAGUUGGGAUAAUAUUGUAAAAAAUGUUCUUUGUCUCACACAUCCGGAAAAGUUUUGGAUGCAUGAUGAAUCUAUGACAUGGACUCAUCGUUUUUGCGCGCAAGUACUUUCGUAUGGAGAAAUACCGAAACAUGUAGCAUUUAUAUUGGACGGUAAUAGACGUUAUAGUAAGAAAAAUUGUAUUUCUAUGCAACAAAGCUUUGCAAAAGGGUUUGACAAAAUAUUUGAAACAAUACAAUGGUGCUUACAUUUAGGUAUAAAAGAAGUUACUGUAAACACGUCCAGUUUAAAUAACUUUAAGAGAACACAAGAAGAAAUCAAUGCAUUGUUUGAUGAAAUCAAAACAUUUUUAAAAAGAGAUAUAUUGAAUGAACUAGGUGUAUGUAUAACAUUUUUCGGUAACAUCAGAACACUACCAGAUGAUAUGGUUAAGGUAUUAGAAAAAUCAAUGCUUAUAACAAAACAAAACAACAAGAUAUCAUUAAAUAUUGCAUUUUCUUAUACUGGACAUGAUGAAUUAACAAAUGCAUUCAAUCAUAUAUCUAAUGGUAUUAAAAAUAAUGAUUUGGAGGAAUCAGAUUUAUCAGUUGAAAUAUUAAAUAACUGUAUGUAUACCUAUCCGUCCCCACCACCUGAUUUAUUAGUAUGUACAUCUGGUGAGACUAAAUUGAAUGAUUUCAUGUUAUGGCAGUGUGCUUACAGUUACAUUUAUUUUACAUCAGUCUUAUGGCCAGAGUUUACUGCGUGGGACUUUAUGAUUGCUAUUUUUAUGUACCAAAGAAAUAUUAAAGCAUUUAUACGUUAUAAAAUACCAACUAAAAGAUUGAGUUCAAGGGUUGAACAAUUUGUUGAAAAUGUACAUCAAAACCGGUUAAAUAGUCUUUUUACAAUUGCGUGAAAAUAUUAAAAUUGGUGUUAUUUUUAAAUUCAUAAAAUUAAAUUUUAUUAUAAAAUAAA